AUGAGAGCCGUGGAAGAGUGGCGAGCGAAUUUGAUCCUACCAACCCAUGCGUACUGGCACAAAUGGACAAAGGCACUCAGAGACUCUGAUCCUGGCGGUCUUCUCACAGCUCGCAAGUUCGUUGAGCGUUGGUGCGACUGUCAGCCCGGGACGGCCUUUGAGGUGAAAGAACAGACGAAUGGCAGGAUAAAAGUAUUCGAAUGUAUUUCCGAGGUCCAUGUUCCUCUAUUGGGACUGCGGAAGGUAGUCUCCUAUGGCUGUAAUCGGGCAAGUCUGAGCCAGCCAGAGGCCAUCAGCAACUCGAAUAUCGCACUGGUCUCGAGGCUCUACCAGGAUGGCAAACUUGACAGCAUCUACAAAGGCACGAUCGCGUCAAGAAAGUUUAUGGCGAUUUACGAGGAGGCUGCACGGUAUGGCCUACAUCCGAGAUUCAAGUUGAGCAUGUUGGACGAUCGACCUGGCGCUUCAUUCUAUAUUAGGCUGGACGUACCUGAGUGGAAGCUCUUUGCCUCUGCGUCUGCCCGAACAUAUAUCAGCGCUUUGGCUAGAGUGGUCGACACUUACGAGUCGAAAGCUAAGAUAGCCAGGGUCAAGACUUGUUUCUCACCACAAGCUUCAAAGAACACACUAGAUCUCUUAACCUACACAACUGCACACCGGGCCUUGAAGUUCCUUUUGCAGAGACUGCAGUUGGACAAAGUAUAUGAAGCGCGCAGGCUCGAUGAUCCUCAGGGACCACAGUGGACAUACAACAUCUACGUUCAGGGAUUCAAGCCGCUGGAAGUUCCGACAAUACGUCAAUGCGACGCACGAUACGUUGGGAUCACGACGACGGUGGUGCGAUUGCUGCAGCGGUUUGGCUUUGAUAAAAUGCACGGAUUCAAAAGGUAUCUCGAAGUAGGCAGAAACAUGAGGAGCGAGUCAGCAUGCUCGGGCGAAAAGGAAAAGACUGAGAGGGCUGUUCGGUCUCAGACAAGUUCGCCUGAGUAUCGGAGACUUGACCCAAACCAAGACAUCUUGAGCCUGCCCGACGCCAGUUCCAGAUACUCCCGAGGUCGACGCAGCUCAGACAUGACGAGUUGA
Aureobasidium namibiae CBS 147.97 is the source of this 1083-nucleotide messenger RNA. RefSeq lists its product as uncharacterized. Lineage: Eukaryota; Fungi; Ascomycota; Dothideomycetes; Dothideales; Saccotheciaceae. Bases 1 to 1083 code for a protein of 360 amino acids. The transcript is spliced from 3 exons. The record is from RefSeq and is a predicted model, not a curated record.